AUGUCGGCUCCAAUCGAACAAUCCAUCUACUUGAGAGACACGAACCAGAACGUCGUCAUAGACGUCACCGUUUCGGGCGCUCAAAGCUUCACGUUUACGCUUGUUACCGGACAGUAUUUGAAUCAGCACCCGCCGGCUGAGCUCAACUUUCAUCCUGUUGUCUUCCAAAAUGUCGACUUCCUCGACAUCCACAACCAUGGGCAUGAUUUCGUACAGGCACCGAUCCGUAAUCUGGAGGAGCUCCAGUACGAGCCAGUCGACGUUCCGAACUUGAACAUGCAGCUGGGUGUGCCCGCUGUGCCCGCCGUACCGGCAGUCCCCGCUAUUCCCGCCAUUCCAGGCUUCCCAGGCUUCCCAGGCUUUCCAGGCUUUCCUGGUAUUCCUGAUAUUCCUGCUGUUCCUGCUGUUCCUGCUGUUCCCGCUAUUCCAGCCAUUCCCGCUGUGCCCGCUCUCUAUCUCCCAGAUGAAGACGUCUCAGAAGAACCCACCGUCGUCCGUCAUCCCCAACCCAAGAGGAAGAUCCCGCGGGCCUCCAAAGCCGCCAGAUCUCAAGCCUGGAAAGCACUGAUGAGAAAGUGGGAGAUUUCCACCAUCACGCGCAUGGCCCUCCGCCGCCGCAAGCAUGGCUCUAGCUCGCGAUUCCGCAAGCCGUCCAAGCUCCGUCGCCAGUCGCCCACGCCUACCGCUGCUAUGCCCGCCGCUGCUAUGGGAACGGCCCAGAACUCGAUUGAGCCUACGAUCAAGAUGGAGGAGGAGGAGGAGUAG
Molecule: messenger RNA, 765 nt
Organism: Neurospora hispaniola
Lineage: Eukaryota; Fungi; Ascomycota; Sordariomycetes; Sordariales; Sordariaceae
Exons: 3
Coding region: 1-765 (254 amino acids)
Source: RefSeq, a predicted model, not a curated record